CGACGCUUCAUCUCGACUCUCCCCUUCCUCACUCACCUCCAUCUCACCUUCGCUUCUUCGCAGACAACACCCUCCACUCCGGUCUCGACCGUAUUCACUCGUUAUCACCCACGCAAGAACAAAGGAUACCCGUCUUCCCGACCGCCUCACCGUCAAGAUGCACUUCGCUGUCGCUGCUUUGGGCCUCGCCGCCGCCGUCGUCUCGGCCUCUGAGGCGCCUCCGUCGUAUGGACCACCACCACCACCAUCAUACGGCCCACCUGUCGCUCCAAUGCACCCUCCCACUUACGGUCCCCCCAUGAACGCCUCCACCUCCAUGCCUCCCGUCAUGACCACCCAGGUGGUGACCAGCUACGCCACGUACUGCCCAGAGCCAACUGCCAUCACUCACAACGGUGUGACCUACACUGUGACCGAGGCCACCACGCUCACCAUCACCAACUGCCCAUGCACCCUGACCAUGCCAGUGUACUCGUCAGUAGUCACCGAAUGUUCCACAUGCUCGACUCCUACUCCAAUGCCACCACCAAUGCCAACGGAGACUCCGACCACCCCAGUCAUGCCACCACCAGUUCCUUACUACCCAUCUGCCAACACGUCGAUGCCGGCACCACCUCCAACCGGAACCGGUGCCUACACUCCUCCGGCUGGCACCAGCCCUAUCUCUCCUCCGGGAUACACUGGUGCUGCCAACAAGGCAUCCUUCGGUGUUGCCGGUGUCUUGGCUGCUGCUGGUUUCAUCGCUGCUCUCUAAGCGAUCACUCCCGAGCUGGCGAGACCGGAGUGGUCGUAUAGCGAGCAUGUUCGUAAUGUGCAAACGGCAGGUACAUGCAGAGCCGUGCAUCAUUUCGGUAGCCAGGCUUCUCUGAGGCUCUCGCGACGAACCGCACGAAAAGGGGCAAGCAUUUUUUGGACUACCAGUUGCUAUCAACAUGACGCACCUUUGUCAUCUAAUCAUGAUCGGCCGAUUACAGCGGUAAUGCUGGGUGUUGUUAUCGACUUGUGAUUGGGGCGUUUGUCUGGAAUUGCAUAUAGCUGCUUACACAUAUCAUUCACACGUGGACUUUUGAUGCUACGACACCAUAUUUGUAUCUAAUGACCCAACACUAGAAGACGAUUUUGAACCCAC
Molecule: messenger RNA, 1129 nt
Organism: Sphaerulina musiva SO2202
Lineage: Eukaryota; Fungi; Ascomycota; Dothideomycetes; Mycosphaerellales; Mycosphaerellaceae
Exons: 3
Coding region: 158-754 (198 amino acids)
Biological process (GO): fungal-type cell wall organization
Cellular component (GO): fungal-type cell wall
Molecular function (GO): structural constituent of cell wall
Source: RefSeq, a predicted model, not a curated record